This is a messenger RNA of Apus apus (common swift), 4054 nucleotides long. It is a transcript of the gene TAF5, whose product is annotated as TATA-box binding protein associated factor 5. The coding region runs from base 14 to 2380 and encodes 788 amino acids. Lineage: Eukaryota; Metazoa; Chordata; Aves; Apodiformes; Apodidae. Gene Ontology annotation, cellular component: transcription factor TFIID complex. The transcript has 11 exons. Gene Ontology annotation, molecular function: RNA polymerase II general transcription initiation factor activity; protein binding. The record is from RefSeq and is a predicted model, not a curated record. Gene Ontology annotation, biological process: transcription initiation at RNA polymerase II promoter.
GGGGCGAUGCAAGAUGGCGGCACUAGCGGAGGAGCCGGCGGAGGUGGUGGUGGUGAAGCCGGACCCCGAGGCGGGGACGUCGCCGCAGCCCUCUGCUGCUCCUCCAGCCGCCGCUCCCGCCGCUCCCGCCGCCCUUCCGGCUGCGGCGGCAGAAGGGGAGGCGGCGGGGAGCGGGGGGGACCCGACGCCCCCUAAGCCUGCGGCGGCGGGCCCGGCCGCCUCUCCGGCGGCGCUGGACCGGCAGACGCUCGUGGCCGUGCUGCAGUUCUUGCGGCGCAGCAACCUCCGCGAGUCCGAGGAGAUCCUGCGCCGCGAAGCCCGCCUGCUCGGCGACGACCUCGGCGCGGCUGCCCUCAGCCCCAGCGCCGCCGGGCUGCUGGGAGCCGCGGGCGGCGAUGCGGACGCCGCGGGCGGCGAGGCACUGCUCAGCCGGGUCACCUCCGCUACCUCCAUCGCGAUCGGAGGCAGCGUCGCCACUGUCGCCUCUUCCAGUCCCGGGGCGGCGGCGGUCCCCGCCGUGCCGCCGGGGAAAGUUGGAGGAGGCGUUGUUGUGGAAGAUCAGCCAGAUGUGAGUGCAGUAUUGUCUGCCUACAAUCAGCAAGGGGACCCGACACUCUAUGAGGAAUACUAUAGUGGAUUAAAACACUUCAUUGAGUGUUCCCUGGACUGUCAUCGAGCAGAAUUGUCUCAGCUGUUUUAUCCACUCUUUGUGCACAUGUACUUGGAAUUGGUCUACAAUCAACAUGAGAGUGAAGCGAAGUCUUUUUUUGAAAGAUUUCAUGGGGAUCAGGAGUGCUAUUACCAGGAUGACCUGCGUGUAUUAUCUAGCUUAACCAAAAAGGAACAUAUGAGAGGUAAUGAAACCAUGCUGGAUUUCCGAACAAGCAAGUUUGUGCUGCGCAUUUCCCGUGACUCUUACCAGCUCUUGAAGAGGCAUCUUCAGGAAAAGCAGAACAAUCAGAUCUGGAACAUUGUUCAGGAACAUCUUUACAUUGAUAUAUUUGAUGGAAUGCCUCGCAGUAAACAACAGAUAGAUGCUAUGGUUGGAAGCUUGGCUGGGGAGGCAAAACGAGAGGCAAAUAAAGCAAAGGUUUUCUUUGGCUUAUUGAAAGAACCAGAGUUUGAUGUGCCUUUGGAUGAUGAAGAUGAAGAAGGAGAAAAUGAGGAAGGAAAGCCAAAGAAGAAAAAACCUAAAAAAGAUAGUGUAGGGUCAAAAAGUAAAAAACAAGACCCUAAUGCUCCACCUCAAAACAGGAUUCCUCUGCCUGAACUGAAAGAUUCUGACAAGCUGGAUAAAGUAAUGAAUAUGAAGGAAGCUGCAAGACGUGUGCGUCUUGGCCCAGAGUGCCUGCCCUCCAUCUGUUUCUACACGUUCCUUAAUGCUUACCAGGGUCUGACUGCUGUGGAUAUAACAGAUGACUCUAGCAUGAUUGUAGGAGGCUUUGCUGACUCUACUGUCAGAGUGUGGUCUGUGACUCCCAAAAAACUACGUAGUGUGAAAACAGCAGCAGACCUCAGUCUCAUUGACAAAGAAUCAGACGAUGUCUUAGAGAGGAUCAUGGAUGAGAAAACAGCAAGUGAGUUGAAGAUUUUAUAUGGUCACAGUGGACCUGUCUAUGGCACCAGCUUCAGUCCUGAUAGGAACUACCUCUUGUCCUGUUCCGAGGAUGGCACUGUCAGAUUGUGGAGUCUCCAAACAUUCACAUGUUUGGUGGGAUAUAAAGGACACAACUAUCCAGUAUGGGAUACACAAUUCUCUCCUUAUGGUUAUUACUUUGUGUCAGGGGGACAUGAUAGAGUGGCUCGGCUGUGGGCAACAGAUCACUACCAGCCUUUACGGAUAUUUGCUGGCCAUCUUGCUGAUGUGACUUGUACCCGAUUUCAUCCGAACUCUAACUAUAUUGCCACAGGCUCAGCAGACAGGACUGUACGGCUCUGGGAUGUAUUGAACGGGAAUUGUGUAAGAAUAUUCACUGGACAUAAGGGACCAAUUCAUUCACUGGCAUUUUCUCCUAAUGGACGAUUCCUGGCUACUGGAGCAACAGAUGGAAGAGUUCUGCUGUGGGAUAUUGGACAUGGCUUGAUGGUUGGAGAAUUGAAGGGGCACACUGACACUAUCUAUGCACUAAGAUUCAGUAGAGAUGGGGAGAUUUUAGCAUCAGGUUCAAUGGAUAACACAGUUCGUCUGUGGGAUGCUGUGAAAGCGUUUGAAGAUUUAGAAACUGAUGACUUUACUACAGCCACUGGACAUAUAAACUUGCCUGAAAACUCUCAGGAGUUGUUGCUAGGUACAUACAUGACCAAAUCAACUCCAGUCGUGCACCUCCAUUUCACACGCAGGAACUUGCUGCUGGCUGCAGGUGCCUACAGUUCACAGUAAAUUGGGAAGGUGUGAGACUGACUGUGCCGAGUCAUUGCAGUUAUGACCUCAGGAUGUAAGAGGAGGAGGAAUGUCUUGUACAGGUGAACUUAAUUCUGUUGCAGGAAAAGUGAAACUGUAUCAAGUAACGCAAGCAGCGUCUUCUCAUUUCUGCCAUUUCUUAUUUAUCCACAGUUUGAAAAUGCUGGAGAUUGGCAAGACAUUGUGGCUUUAAAAUAAGGAAUUGUUCGUGGUGCUUUUGAUAAAUAUAUGUGUAUGUAUAUGAAAAUGGCUGUCUCCUCUCAGACAUAGUAUUGAGUUCUGCUGAAACCUGUGGAAAUUUAACAGCCUUGGUAUGUGUUCUCAAAUGAUUUUUUAAAGCACUUAAUUUAUGGUUAGCAAAUGUUUGAUCAAUCUCAAACACAAACAAGAACUGUUCAGUUUCAGCAAGUUAGAAUUCACUAUAGCCUGGGCUGGACAACAGGUAUGGUGAGAAUAUCACAGCCACAAACAGGGCUUUGAAAGAGUAGGUCCUACAGGCAGAGACUCGUGGGGAACUGCCAUGAAGUUACACGUGUGGGUUUUAUGCAUCCAUGUACUAAGUCCUGAAAAGAUUUCAAACUCCUGUACUCUUUUGAGGUAUCAAAAAGGCAGAUCUUGUUAUUCUGUUUUCACAAGUAGCCAAUGCUGUCUGUAAGUGAUAAGCAACCGUAAGUGCAAUGUGAACUUUAUUUACUUUCAUACUUUAUUGUAUGAAAAAAAUAAAAGGGACUGAGGAACAACUGAAAUAUCCAUUAUUAAAAAAGCAGACUUAAACCUUUUGUUGUAUUAGAUCCAAAAGGACUUGAGAAACCUGCAUAACAUUUAAUAUAUCAAAAUGUAGAAGUAGCCAAGACAUGGAAACAUUAUUGCAGAGUGAAUUAUUCAGUCCCAAGAGUAUUAUCAGUUUGCUUUUGGGAGGCCAGCUUGUCAAACUGAAGUAACAGUUUCCACCCACAAAUACAUUGUGCCCCAGUAACUCCUGGUGGACGGCCUCUAAAGCUCACUGAUUUAUUUCUAAGGAAAAUACAGAAAACACUGGGAAGUAUAACUUCUGUCCUGGUCUUUGAAAAGAAAACACCACUACCAAAGGAUAAGCCUGGAUUGGUGUGGAUUGGGCUUGAUUGGGGUUUUUUAUUAUUUUUGGGGGGGUUGUUUUAAAUCUCUUAAUAGCUGUAUACAGGGAAAUCUGUUUUGUGUUCCUCAUUACUUUCCAGUAAGGGCUUGGAAACUUGAACAUGAACAAUCUGUUGGCUCUCUAGUGAAAAUAAAAAGAAUUGACAUUGCUAAGAUAAAAUAAAUGGAGGACUACCUCCUCUGUCAUCCCUCUGGCUAACUCGUGGAGUAAAGGUCUAUUAAAGGCAUUAUACAUCAAAAUAAAGGGUGAAAAAGUCACUAGAAAGCUCACCUGGAAAUUUUCUGUAAAGAAAAAGGUUAAAACUAAAUUAUAAUGUUUGGGGUUUUUUUGUGUAAUGGUACCUCAACAAAAUUUCCUAUAUGAUCUGUUGGAUUUAAGUACAAUUAUGGUGAAUCAAACAAGUUGCCAAAAAGCAAGCAUGUACAGUUUUGACAGCUUAAAGAAAACACUGCCACAUUCUGCCUUUGCAUUUUGUACAGUUUUAUACUUUUGAUAUUAUAAUAAAUACUAAAACUGCA